AUUCGUCGUAACGUCGAACCAAGAGAUCGUGGCGGUGUGGAAAAGGAAGUUUACAGCUACCUCACUGCUGUUACUAGGCAUCCGGUGGUUCAUGGUUCUAGGACCGGCGCUGCCAAUUUCACUGCGUCCGCCACAAGGUGUAGACCGAGUUACGCACUGACCAUGCUCAUAUACUUGAUGGGUACGGUCCUGAUUUCUAUGUUUUCCGCUCUUCGCGUGUACGCGCUUUGGCAAGGCUCGCAGAUGAAAUAUGUCUUCCCUACGGCUGUAUUCGUGCUUGGGGCGAUCCCAGUUGGGACAAAUAUCUACAAUUGGAUGCGCACCUCAAUCAUAUACUCGGAGACUCCGCCGUCCUUGGGAUGCAACGAAUACACUAACGUGCAGCCAAAGCUGAAUACAGAGUGUGUCCUAUUGCACAUGCUAAUUUUUACUAGAAGCAGUUUAAUCGCCUCCGAUGUCCUCGUCCUUGUGUUGACAUGGAUCAAGUCGUAUCCGCACUGGCGGGAGAUGCGGCGGCUCAAGCUUAGCUCUUCCGUUUCGACUGUGCUUCUGAGAGACGGUAUAUAUCUCAUCCCCUUUCACCUGCCCAUACACAACGAAUCUCAUCGAAUCUUGUCUAGGCACCGUUUAUUUUCUGUAAGCUACCACAUCAUGUGCGUUCGCAAUGGCUGUGUCUCACAUAUGAACCCCAAGUGCACUUCUAGCCAUGAAUGUUCUAGAACUCCUGACCUACUCAAACAUGCUCCUGGUGCAGGUAAUUAUCGAAAUCCAUCUCUAUGGGAAGGUUCUGAUCUCAUGUCGACAGGGUACCUAUGCGAGCAUCUUUGUCCAGUCCAUGGUAAAUAUCUCAUACUACGCUCGGCCGGCUGGGUAUCAAUCGCUGACUAG
Molecule: messenger RNA, 888 nt
Organism: Phanerochaete carnosa HHB-10118-sp
Lineage: Eukaryota; Fungi; Basidiomycota; Agaricomycetes; Polyporales; Phanerochaetaceae
Exons: 5
Source: RefSeq, a predicted model, not a curated record